AUGGAGCCGGAGAUCGACGUCCCAUCCUUCUUCCUCUGCCCCAUCUCCCUCCAAAUCAUGAAGGAUCCAGUCACCGUCCCCACCGGCAUCACCUACGACCGCGACAGCAUCGAGCGCUGGCUCUCCUCCUCCUCCGCCGCCACCUGUCCCGUCACCAAGCAGCCCAUCCCGCCGGACGCUGACCUCACCCCCAACAUCAUCCUCCGCCGCCUCAUCCAGUCAUGGUGCACCCUCAACGCCUCCCACGGCUUCGAACGCAUCCCCACCCCUAAACCUCCCGUCACCAAAGCCCAAAUCUCCAAGCUCAUCCACUCCGCCGCCACAUCCUCAUCUCCACAUUACGACCAGGUCAAAUGCCUCAGGCAGCUCAGGUCUCUCGCGAAAGAGAGCGAGGCCAACCGCCGGUGCAUCGAGCAGGCCCCCGGAGCGGUCGACUUCCUGGCCUCGGUCGUGGUCGACUUCAACCACGACACGGAGCUGGACGACGAGGCGCUCAGCCUCCUGCACGGGCUCCAGAUCUCGGAGCCCGCGCUGAAGGCUCUGGUGAACAGGAACUGCGAGUUUAUCAACUCGCUCACGCGAGUCAUGCAGCGCGGGACGUACGAGUCCCGCGCGUACGCGGUCCUUAUCUCCAGGUCCGCGUUCCGCUUGGCGGACCCGCUCCGGAUCAUCGGGGUUCGGGUCGGGUUCCUCGCGGAGGUGGUCCAGAUGGUCAGGGACCGGGUGUCGAGGCAGGCGACCAAAGCCGCACUGGGGCUCCUGGUGGAGCUGGGCCCGUGGGGCCGGAACCGCGUCAAGGCUGUGGAGUCCGGCGCGGUUCCGGCCCUCGUCGACCUGCUCCUCGACUCGCCGUCGGAGUCGGAGAGCAGGCGGGCCUGCGAGCUGGCGCUCGCGGCGCUGGACGUGUUGUGCCAGUGCGCGGAAGGGAGGGCGGAGCUUCUUAAGCACGCGGCGGGGCUAGCGGUGGUGAGCAAGAAGAUACUGCGGGUGUCGACGGCGGCGACGGAGAAGGCGGUGAGGAUCUUGCUGUCGGUGGGGAAGUCGUCGGCGACGGCGGCGGUGUUGCAGGAGAUGCUGCAGAUCGGCGUGGUGGCGAAGCUGUGCUUGGUGCUGCAGGUGGAGAGCAGCGCGAGGGCGAAGGAUAAGGCGAGGGAGAUUCUGAGGCUGCACGCCCGUGUUUGGAGGAGCUCGCCUUGUGUGCCGGCGACUUUGCUCUGUUCUUAUCCGGCGGCGGCCUGA
Messenger RNA from Linum tenue, 1239 nucleotides. The record is from the annotation of a GenBank genome assembly. NCBI's taxonomy places the organism in Eukaryota, Viridiplantae, Streptophyta, Magnoliopsida, Malpighiales, Linaceae.